Prunus armeniaca (apricot) is the source of this 630-nucleotide messenger RNA. NCBI's taxonomy places the organism in Eukaryota, Viridiplantae, Streptophyta, Magnoliopsida, Rosales, Rosaceae. The record is from the annotation of a GenBank genome assembly.
AUGAUGACGACUAAUGAGAAGAGGGAGCUGAAGUAUGCUCUUGGUAGCCGGAAUGUUUCUGAGUUGGUCGUUGCUGAAGGUCUUGACACUGCUUUGAGACAUAAUGAUAUAAUAGACUUGUCAAAUGCAAAACGCGACGAAGCUGGUGAAGCUUGUGAUUAUAUUUUUGUUUGGGCCUCUGAUAAAUACGAGAAAGUUCAGGGUGUGGUAGAAUCUGUUAUCAGUACUAACAAUACCAGCAGGUAUAAAAUUAUACUACAGAUUCAACGCAUUGAGAAGACAUGGAAGAUUGCCUUCGCACUCGAUGGUGUCACAUGCCCCAGGGGUAACGAGACUUAUGCAGAUGAAGCAAUUCAACUAUUGAGGGAAGCCAUAGUUCGGAGAACGGUGGAGGUUGAACUGAGGACGUUACUUGAUCCUAUUGAUAUAAAGGGAUAUUUCGUGGGAACUUUAUGGGAGUCAAAUACCGAUGUGGCAAUCCCCCUCCUUCAAGCUGGCCUUGCGAAAUUGAGAAAACCUUAUCAGUUGGAUUAUGGCACCCAACUUGCUGAUGCUCAGGAGCCUGCGAAAACGAAGAAAAUGAAAAUAUGGGAGAAUUAUGAUGAAUCAUCUUCUAGCAACAACAACUAA